AUGACUAUUCUAUGGCAAGAGGCAAGAUCUUAUGUAGGCAGUGGACGUCUUGAACUGCUAAAGCGUUCACCUGAAGGUACCGAGAAGUAUCGCAAGCAUAAGCAGACGUUGACUGGAGACAUUUCAAUAGAUGUUUGUGGUAAACUGGGAUGGGAUCCACAAGAAAUUAUUGAGCUAAAUACUGUAAAAUUCCCCAACCCUGCACAAAAGGUCGAUGCUGUGUUUAGCUCGAGCAAGUGGUUUAAAACUACGGUAAACGAUUUUCCCUACGAUUUUGAAUCCGGUGUUCAUCAUCUUCUAAUAUGGUCGAAGGUUUCGUUGCCUUUGUAUGGUGAAAACUCCGAGACAAUACAAAAUGAAGUCUACAAUAAAAUAUCAAACUUUCUGAAAUACAACUUAGAGAUACAUUAUCGUCUGGAUCCUCAAGACUAUCUGUUCUUCAUCAACUACAGCAAUUUGCAAAGUGUCAAGGCAAUCUCUCACAUUCAUCUGCUUUUGCAUUCAGAUGAAUCCAUAGCUAAUAAAAUUUUAUCAGAUCAGCUAAAACCAUAUAUAGAGUAUUAG
Messenger RNA from Zygosaccharomyces rouxii, 564 nucleotides. It is a transcript of the gene HTC1, whose product is annotated as Htc1p. Lineage: Eukaryota; Fungi; Ascomycota; Saccharomycetes; Saccharomycetales; Saccharomycetaceae. The transcript has a single exon. Gene Ontology annotation, cellular component: cytoplasm. Bases 1 to 564 code for a protein of 187 amino acids. Gene Ontology annotation, biological process: N-acetylglucosamine metabolic process. The record is from RefSeq and is a predicted model, not a curated record.